CAUAAAAGUAAAUAAGCAGUCUCACUUCUCAGUUUGUAUUCUGUGAAUCUCUUUUUGCUUUUGGGACUGAUUUUCUUCAUCUUCUUCUUGCUCUGUCACCCAUAUCGGUUUCUAACUCCAAAGCCACCGCUUCAUGCUCUUUGUCUCUUCUCAAUCUUAUCCAAAUUAUUGUCUUCAAUUCUCUUCACUCUUUUUUUGUCUCUUCACCGCACCAUAUAAAAAACUAUCGUUUUUUCAGCACCAAAAUGGGUCUAAUCUUUAACCGAAAUGUGCAAUCUUCAUCGGUUCCGUGUUCUCUAAACUGAAUUUUUUUUUCCAUCUACGAGCUCAAUUGGGUUAUCCAUUUCAAUUCCGUCUUCGUAGCAGUCUGAUAUAUUCUCCGUUGAUUUUAGUUUUUCUGUUUUUUUUUUUUUGGUGCACUUGCACUUUCAAUUUUGAUUCUGAUAAGGGGGUUGAAAAAGACUGCGACUUUUUCAAAGGGUUGAUUAAAAAUGGUGUCAGGGAGCGACCCAGUUGAGUCUUUUUUCAAUUCCGUCCAGGUUGUGAAGGAAUCGCUGUCGCCACUGGAAGUGGGUAUACGCAAGGCGGCGAAGGAUCUCGAGCAUUGUUUGGCGAGGCCAAAGAACAAGGUCAAUGGUGUUUGUUUGAUUGCCCCAGUGAUGGAAGGUGGUGAAUUUCAGAUCUGUGAUGUAAAGAAGAAGAAGGGUUUAUCAAUGAAGGUUCCUUUUAAGGCUUUCUUGGGCAUGUUUUCAGGGAAUGGUGGUAGUGGUAACAAUAGAGCUCAAGUGGGGAGGGAAGACGGGCCUUCUUGCACCAAUUGUUUGAAGUUUGCGGUGACUUGGUCUUUGUUGGUUAAUGGGUUCCUUCAGUCUCUGCCACUUCCCUUCAAAUCUGGGAGGAAGAGGUUUCAGAAAGUGUGUGAUGAGGACAAGCUGUGUUCUUGCAUGAAGCCCACUGUUUCAUCAUGUGAGGUGAAGCAGAAUGAAUCCAAGGGAGGUCAGUUCGGUAGAGCAGUGAGGGAGAAGGGUGUGAAGAAGAAGGAUGGGAAGCAUGUUUCACUUGAGUGCCUUAUAGGUUUUAUCUUUGAUCAGUUAUCUCAGACUCUUCAGAGUCUUGAUCAUGGGGUGCAACAAAAUAAGGAUGACCUUGACUCUGGGGAAACAAGUCUGCCUCAACCUUCUUUUUCUCACUUUGGUCAUGUGAAUGCACUCUCAGGUUUCUUGGAGGAGCACAGAGUGUAUGUGAAUGGUUUCUUGGGGAAUUUGAGGUUUGCAAAGGUGGGUGGUGUGCCUCCAUCAAGUGCGCCUGGAGAAGAAAGCCCUUCAAUAAACGGAGAUGGAGAUAAUAGUAGUAAUAAUAAUGGUAAUGGUAAUGGUAAUGGUAAUAAUGAAAACAAGGAUGAAGCCGGAGGAAAUUCAAAUUCGCCGCAGAAGGUUGCCAACAACAUAUUCAGUAUUCCUCUUUCAAAUGUGGAGCGUCUAAGGUCUACACUUUCCACAGUUUCAUUGACAGAAUUGAUUGAACUGCUACCACAGUUGGGGAGAACAGUUAAAGACCAUCCUGAUAAGAAGAAACUAAUCUCGGUACAGGAUUUCUUUAGAUACACAGAGUCUGAAGGGAAAAGGUUCUUUGAGGAGCUGGAUAGAGAUGGUGAUGGCCAAGUAACUCUAGAAGAUCUAGAAGUUGCAAUGAGAAAAAGAAAGCUACCACGAAGAUAUGCUAAAGAGUUUAUGAGCCGUGCUAGAAGUCAUUUAUUUUCCAGGUCGUUUGGUUUGAAGCAGUUCUUGUCAUUAUUGGAACAGAAGGAGCCAACAAUUCUUCGUGCAUACACUUCUCUAUGUCUAAGCAAGUCAGGGACAUUAAAGAAGAGUGAAAUAUUGGAAUCACUAAAGAAUGCAGGACUACCUGCAAAUGAGGACAAUGCUGUUGCUAUGAUGCGAUUUCUCAAUGCAGAUACAGAAGAAUCUAUAUCAUAUGGACACUUCCGCAAUUUCAUGCUUCUGCUUCCCUCAGACCGUCUUCAAGAAGAUCCUAGGAGUAUUUGGUUUGAAGCUGCAACUGUAGUCGCUGUUCCACCAGCUGUUGAAAUUCCAGCAGGAAGCGUUCUAAGAUCUGCAUUGGCAGGUGGCCUUUCUUGUGCCCUGUCUUGUGCAUUACUGCAUCCAGUUGAUACAAUUAAGACUCGAGUACAAGCAUCAACCAUGUCCUUCCCUGAAAUAAUUUCUAAGCUGCCGGACAUUGGAAGGCGGGGUUUAUACAGAGGGUCAAUCCCUGCCAUUCUUGGACAGUUUUCGAGCCAUGGCUUGCGAACUGGGAUAUUUGAAGCUAGUAAACUGGUGUUGAUAAAUGUUGCUCCAACACUGCCAGAACUCCAGGUUCAAUCUGUAGCAUCAUUCUGUAGCACAUUUUUGGGAACAGCUGUGCGGAUCCCCUGUGAGGUGUUGAAGCAGAGGUUACAGGCUGGUCUUUUUGAAAAUGUGGGUGAGGCUUUUGUGGGGACUUGGGAACAGGAUGGCCUUCGGGGUUUCUUUCGUGGAACUGGAGCAACACUAUGCCGUGAGGUUCCAUUUUAUGUUGCUGGCAUGGGGCUUUAUGCAGAAUCUAAGAAGGUUGCCGAACGACUACUAGAGCGGGAACUCGGUCCCUUGGAAACAAUUGCUGUUGGAGCUUUAUCUGGUGGCUUGGCAGCUGUUGUCACGACGCCGUUUGAUGUCAUGAAAACUAGAAUGAUGACUGCUCAGGGUCGGUCUGUGUCAAUGACCUUUAUAGCCUUCUCUAUACUAAAACAUGAGGGACCCCUUGGCUUGUUCAAAGGAGCAGUGCCCAGGUUCUUUUGGAUUGCGCCUCUUGGUGCUAUGAACUUCGCAGGUUAUGAGUUAGCAAAGAAAGCAAUGAAUAAAAAUGAGGAGGGCAAGGCAGGAAGUGCAGAGUAAUAUCUUUGUUAACUGGGAUUCUGUCACACAGCAACCAAAUGUCUGGUGGAAUUUUUGAGUUUAUUGCAGCAAUCAUUGGAAUAAGGCCAUUGAUGCUGCUCUGAAUUACACAUUUUGUUUCCUUUUGUUCAUUUUAUACUUUUAUGAGAUUGCCCUUUAGCAGCAGAAUUAAAAAAUAUGUUCACCAUAUAAUUGCAAACUAUAAAGGUUCAAUUUAUUUCUUCAUCUAUUGUACAGAUUUUAAUCCUUUGUAUCUUUGAGCUCACAUCUUUUUUGUUUUCUUGGUCCA
Cajanus cajan (pigeon pea) is the source of this 3222-nucleotide messenger RNA. It is a transcript of the gene SAMTL, whose product is annotated as mitochondrial substrate carrier family protein. The record is from RefSeq and is a predicted model, not a curated record. NCBI's taxonomy places the organism in Eukaryota, Viridiplantae, Streptophyta, Magnoliopsida, Fabales, Fabaceae. Gene Ontology annotation, molecular function: calcium ion binding.